AAAAAGUAGAUCAAAAACACUUUACCCUUCUCGAACCACAGUUAAAACGUUUUGUAUGUCUUCACGAUCAGAAACAAAUAGUUCAAUACCUUACAUCUUCCCACCUUCGCCGCCCAAGAACUACCAGGACACAAGCUCGUCUCCGGAUCCCUCUAUACUGCCCUACAUUAUAGCUCCUCAACUUCCGGAAAAUAGUCAUCCCAUAAGCUUGUCUUCAUCCAACAUUCAACUACCAUAUAUCACACCACCUCCACCGCCUCAAAACUAUCAGUUUGUAACUCCGAGGAAAAUGUCUACCCUCUCUAGCGAGGAAGUAGGUUCUGUUUCAAGUAGUGACAGUGAAGCGGACCUUAAUGCGGAAGCUAAAAAAAUCGAAGAUUUGGAUAUGCCACAAACUUUAGUUAACAAACUUAUUGGUAAUGUGUUAGGUGAUGGGAAAAUAGAGAACGAUGCGAGAUUAGCUGUGAUAAGAUCUACUACUGCGUUUAUUAGUCAUCUCGCAAGAUCUGCUAGUGUUAUUUCAAAAGAACAAAACCACAAGACUUUACAAACUGAUGAUGUAUUUAGAGCUAUUGAAGCAUGUAAUCUUGGUGAAUUUCUACCGAGGUUAAAAAGUGAAUUAAACGCAUUCGAAGUCAAAAAAGCUGCUGCCAAAGCAAAACACAAUGACGAUGAUAAUGAGUAUACUGGUGGACCGCCUUCAUCUUCAGUUGUGAUAAAUUUACCAUCCGAAAGUGACGUCAUGGUAAAAAUUACAAACCCCAACGGUAACAGUAGUUUGAAUACAUCUGGUACAAAACGAAAGUUUGAGGAAGAAAUAUCAUUUAAAGGAGACCCUAGUCGUACACCUGGUGUAGUUGUUUCCAGUAGCGAUCGACAACAUAUGAGUACUAUGCUACCUUCCGUUUCUAUAGAACAUAAUCACAUGGAGACUAGAGCGAAUAAAAUAGAUUUUAUAGAUGAUGUUAGUGAUCUAUCGAGUAAUGUCGGUACUAAUGAGAGUGAUGAUUAUUAA
Messenger RNA from Acaulospora morrowiae, 1015 nucleotides. The record is from the annotation of a GenBank genome assembly. Lineage: Eukaryota; Fungi; Glomeromycota; Glomeromycetes; Diversisporales; Acaulosporaceae.